This is a messenger RNA of Panicum hallii, 1732 nucleotides long. Its product is annotated as short-chain dehydrogenase/reductase family 42E member 1. The coding region runs from base 172 to 1611 and encodes 479 amino acids. Gene Ontology annotation, biological process: steroid biosynthetic process. Gene Ontology annotation, molecular function: 3-beta-hydroxy-Delta5-steroid dehydrogenase (NAD+) activity. NCBI's taxonomy places the organism in Eukaryota, Viridiplantae, Streptophyta, Magnoliopsida, Poales, Poaceae. The transcript has 5 exons. The record is from RefSeq and is a predicted model, not a curated record.
UCUCUGGGCGUGCCCAAUUUUUUUCUCCGAAACGGCGUGUCCUCAACAGGUAGUCAGGCAUCACGAGUAGCACGAGCGUUACUGCCCAGGUUGUCGUCAGUCGCCGGCGACUUGUGCCCAGCCUUUGUUUUCUCCGGCCACAACCGCAAGCACAGAGAGGGCCCGGAGAAGAUGCAUCUGAGCGCGAACGAGGGGAUCGAGGGCGUGCGGUUUGUGGUGACCGGCGGGCAGGGCUUCGUCGGCGCCGCCCUCUGCCUCGAGCUGCUCCGCCGCGGCGCCCGGGAGGUCCGUUCCCUCGACCUCCGCGCCGCCUCCCCCUGGUCCCAGCAGCUCCUCGACGCCGGCGUCCGCAUCAUCCAAGGGGACAUUAGAAAGAAGGACGAUGUGGGGAGGGCUUUACGCGGAGUGGACUGUGUUUUCCACCUUGCUUCUUAUGGCAUGUCCGGAAAGGAAAUGGUGCAGGCUGGUAGAGCAGAUGAGGUUAAUAUAAACGGGACCUGCAAUGUACUUGACGCUUGCCAUGAACAUUGUGUCAGAAGGCUUGUGUAUGUAAGCACGUACAAUGUGGUGUUUGGAGGAAAGCCGAUUGUCAAUGGAAAUGAGGCGUCGCCUUAUUUUCCAAUUGAAGACCAUGUUGAUGCUUAUGGGCGCAGCAAAUCAGUUGCUGAACAGUUGGUGCUGAAGAGUAAUGGGCGGCCAGCUAAGAGUGAUAAAAGUACUCGUCUUUAUACAUGUGCAAUUCGCCCUGCUGCUAUAUAUGGGCCAGGUGAAGAGCGUCAUCUUCCGAGAAUCCUGUCCCUUGCAAAGUUGGGAUUAGCAUUCUUCAGGAUUGGGGGCCCAGAUGUCAAGACAGAUUGGGUUUAUAUAGAUAAUCUAGUUCUUGCUCUGAUAUUGGCAAGCAUGGGACUUUUAGAUGACAUUCCUGACAGGAAGGGAACCCCUGUAGCAGCUGGUCAGGCAUAUUUCAUCUGUGAUGGAUCACCAUGCAACACUUUUGAAUUUAUCAUCAGCCCCCUAUUUCGAAGUUUGGGUUAUGCAGUUCCUCGAGUGACGCUGGAUACGUCUGUCGCCCUUGCCAUUUCAAGAAUAUUUUUAUUCAUGUCUACGCUGUUCUAUCCAUGGCUUGAUAGCAAAUGGAUACCUGAGCCUCUAAUUCUUCCUGCUGAAGUAUAUAAGGUUGGUGUUACACACUACUUUUCGUUCUUGAAAGCUAGAAAUGAACUCGGCUAUGUACCUAUGGUGAGCCCUCAGGAAGGCCUGGCUGCAACUAUCUCGUAUUGGCAGGAGCAGAAGAGAAGGGAACUAGAUGGCCCGACUAUAUUCACUUGGUUAGCUGUUACAAUUGGGAUGCUGGCUACAUUCUCUGCUGCUUGCCUUCCACCCGUCGGCCCGUUGAAAUGGGUGCUUGACAUCCAUUUAUUUUUUUUUCGCUCACUGUUGGUGAUUCAGCUAGUCUUUGCAGCAGCAGUUGCAGCGCAUGUUGGCGAAGCCGUUUAUGCCUGGUUCUUGGCGAAAAAGGUCGAUCCAAGGAAUGCUGCAGGGUGGUUUUGGCAAACCUUUGCUCUAGGGUUCUUUUCUCUGCGGUAUCUGCUCAAGAGAGCAAGAGGGUAAAUUGUUUCGCAUACACGUUGUAUUUGUAACUCUGUAACAGUGAUUUCCAGCUUCAUGCUUGUUAUUGAGAUGUACCCCAAAUGGUUCUUUACUGCUUUUGAAAGUUUCCCAUUCUGAGACC